Mytilus trossulus (common blue mussel) is the source of this 2672-nucleotide messenger RNA. Its product is annotated as biotin--protein ligase-like. The coding region runs from base 85 to 2601 and encodes 838 amino acids. Gene Ontology annotation, biological process: protein modification process. Gene Ontology annotation, molecular function: biotin--[biotin carboxyl-carrier protein] ligase activity. The transcript has 12 exons. Gene Ontology annotation, cellular component: cytoplasm. NCBI's taxonomy places the organism in Eukaryota, Metazoa, Mollusca, Bivalvia, Mytilida, Mytilidae. The record is from RefSeq and is a predicted model, not a curated record.
AGGAACGACAAUCCCGUACAGACCAGUUUUCAGCCCCUACAAAAGAUGAAAUGGAUGUUGAAUUCUACAUGACAAGAUAAAAAGAUGUUCAUAACAGCCGGAUAUCUGUAUUUAUACGCUGUCCACUGGUUACGUCGGACACGUAAACAUACACUGUAUAGAAAGACAAUCACUGACAUUUUCCAACGAGGUUCAGUAUUAGCCCAUAAAUACGGCACUUUUGACACUCUCACUGACCAACUGCUGAAAGAUGUGUCUUACAUUCAGAGGGUCAAUCACAUCCGCGAUUCCAGGAUUAUUUUAUCAGAAAUAACUCCGAAGGUAAAAAUAAACUUGACUGAAUGGACUACAUACUUUGCCUUAGAACCCAAUCAAUAUGAUAAAUCAUCAGAAGAUGUUUGGGUAUUGGUGGAAUCUAUCAGACCUGAAGAUGCUCAAGAAUAUAUGAAGGAGGAAGAAGCCAAGAACAUGAAAACUAAUAUGUUGGACCUAGGCAGACCAAUAGCAUGGAAGACCGGACCUCCUUUUGGUAUAAUAAUGAAAUGUUCUCAGGAGAAUUUUGUAGCCAUGUGUGUGGCUUUCUCAGACUUAGCCUUGUCAACAGAUGAAGAUCUCAUUGUACAGAAAGUACUCAGUAUAGACGUAGAAGGCCAUGCUAGCAACUUAGUACAGAAAACUGAUGAGGAGUGUAGUAUGAUGAAUAAUUUUGAUGAAGCUACAGAGGUUGGAAGAUGUUCAAACGAAUCAAUGGCAUCCUCAAGAAGUGUUGGUAACAUGGAAGAGGUUUUAGAUGGUGAUGACAAUGACGAAAUCGACUCCAUAGCAACAAAUGAAGAUGAUUUGCAAAAGAUGAUGGGAGAGAGUGGUUAUGGCGAAGCGUUAAGUGAAAUGAUCCCCAUGCCAGCUGUUUUUAUUCCUCCCGACCAAAGUCAUACAUCCAAACCCCCAAAUGUAUUAGUGUAUGCUGGAAAGAAAGACUCAGCAAGAAAAUUUCAAAAUAUUAAAUCAGUAUUUGAACAAUGUAUAAAUACAGACUGCUACAUCCUGUAUCAUUUGAAACAUGACCAGGUGGCCUCCAUUCCAUGGGCAGAUAACUGUGCAUUACUAGUUGUAUCAUGUGACAAUUUGUAUGACAGAGUAGAUGCUGCUUUUCUCCAGUUUAUUGAGCAGGGUGGUAAAGUUAUAAGCUUUGGAAGUUCAUUAGAUUCUGAUUUUGUACCUAGAAGAGAACUUCGUACUCAUCCCGAUAUUUCUGUUGUUGAUUAUGAAAAAUGGAAGAAGGUUACACUAUUAUGUGGUCGUUACUGUUAUCUGCCUCAGGAGUCUGUUAAAGAUUUGAUGUGCAUUCAGUCCCUUUGCCAAGAUAAAGAUGGACAAGCUAUGAUUGUUGACAUCAAACCAAAGGCUGAAGGUCAAGGAAGAGCUAUUCUGUCACAGGUUUUACUAGAUCAAGAUCCCACUGAUAUAGCUGCGACUGUAGAGAUGUUUAACAUACUGAAGGAAUCUAAUUCAGUCAGAUUAGAGAUGCUGUCGUCUUUACUGAAGAGAAUGGGAUAUAACUGUGAUAGAGAUCAGACACCUAUAUAUACUCCAGCCUACCUCUUAGCUAAAAAUAAGGAUCUUAAGUCUUCCAUCAUGUCCAGUAUUGAGAAGCGUCUGACUGAAGGAAAACUUAAAUCUACAAGUUUGACCUUGAAAUUCAUCUCACCUGGAGAGGUUGUUUUGGCAACAAAGGAUUUACUUCCUGUUGUUUCCAGUGACCCAGGGAAAAUUCCAUUCAACGAGGCUUUGUACUGGAAGAAUUUGUCAACAAAAAGAUUGGGAAACACUGUGUUUUAUACAGAUGUUAUACAUUCUACAAUGCCUGUUUUAGAAAGCUUACAGUUUUCCUGUCCAGACAACAACGGUCUGAUAACCAUUUCAUCUGUCCAGACAAAAGGCCAAGGUAGGGGAGAUAAUUUAUGGUUGAGUCCUGCUGGUUGUGCUAUGUUUACCAUACAUGUGUGCCUUCCAUUAAGCAGCCAUUUAGGAAAGGCAGCAUCCUUCUUGCAGCAUCUAACAUCCCUAGCUGUGGUGGAGGGAAUCAGGACUCUACCAGGCUAUCAGGACAUAGAUUUGAGAUUGAAAUGGCCUAACGAUAUUUACUACAGCGAUAAAAUGAAAUUAGGAGGAGUUAUUGUUAGAUCUACAACUAUGAAUGGACAUUUACAUGCCCUUAUUGGUUGUGGAUAUAAUGUUAGCAACAAAAAUCCCACAAUCUGUGUGAAUGAUGUGAUAAAUAGUUACAACAAUGACAAGAAAACAAAAUUACCAGAACUAUCAGUAGAACAGUCUAUAGCAAGGACAGUUACAGUCAUGGAGGAACUCAUUGACCAAUUCCAACGGGAAGGUUAUAACAGUUUCUGUAAAUCUUAUUACAAAAGAUGGUUGCAUAGCAAUGUUAAAGUGAGACUACAGAUGGAAAAAGGGAAAGAGGUGACAAUUGUUGGUUUAGACGAAUUUGGAUAUCUCAAGACGAUUGAUGAAAAUAAAAAGACGAUCAUAGUACAUGAUGAUGGGAACAGCUUUGAUAUGAUGCACAACCUCAUCAAAAUGAAAUAGUUAUGGUGUAAAACUAAGAAUGUAAAAUGUCUAGUUACGUUGAAAUUAAAAUGACAAUAGAAAUAGACAAA